UCCACCAUCGCCCCGCCCCGCCCCGCCCCGCCGGACUGCGCACGCGCCGCACAGACACCGGAAGGCAGGUGCUGUUGCGCAACGGGCAGUCGGGCACGUGGGGGAACCGGCUCCGUACAACUCUCGCUAAAAUCAAAAAUGGCCAAGAGUUUGAGGAGUAAAUGGAAGAGAAAGAUGCGCGCUGAGAAAAGGAAGAAGAACGCGCCGAAGGAACUCAGCCGAUUAAAAAACAUCCUGAAAGCAAAUGCUGAUGUUGUAAUGGAGGAGGUUAAAGAAAUAGCCACGGUGAUCACCCCCGAGAAAGUCAAAGAUCAAGGGGACGAAGUUAAGAUGGACACACAGAUUAAAAGAAACAAAAAGAAUCUUUUAGACCAAUAUGGACAGUACCCAGUAUGGAUGAAUCCCAGACAGAGGAAGAAGCUUAAGGCAAAACGUGUUAAAGGAAAAAACAAAUCCAAAGUGGCCAAAGGAUUAGCAUGGUAGCUUUGAAGAAAUUUGAAGGGUGGAAAAGAGACUAUGUAGGCCACCAAAGGUUAAGAGUAUGUGAUCAGGCUGGGUCCAGCUACCAAGUGUAAAUUAUCAUUAAGUCUGGAGACUCUAUUAGAUCAGAAAUUGAUGAAAGGGACAUCAAUUUUAUAUCUAGUUAAUUUUAAAAGAAAAUGAGUUAAGUGUUUCGCCUGCUUUUGAGUCCCCUGACCAAUAUUUGUGGUUAUGCAUUUUAAAAUAUUUUUCUCACUUGUUGCUGUGGUGUUCUUGAACCCAGGAACAACUGGAAAAACCAUGGAACCAACUAUGCACUAUAGGAGGUAAAAUAUUUUUAGACAGAAGCAUGUUCUGUAAAUUGACAGUAUCCCUUUAAUUUUCCUGUAGAAAUUCUUUUUUUGGAGUUCUGAUGUUUGUUUUAAUACUGAACUAUUAAAUUAUGAAAACAUAUUAUGUGACUUUAUAUAGACAUUAUAAACUGAAAUUUGGUUCAAAUCAAAACAUAGAAAACCCAAACAAAUAAAAAUAUUGUUAGUGAUUAUUUUUUAAAAUUCCAAUAGAAAUGGUUAUUUUUAAAUAAACAAACCUUGUGUUACAGUGUUUGCAACCCAAACAUUACAGCACUGAGAAAUUGAAAGUAAAAUAGACUUAAUGGAUUUUCAUUGUCCAUCUGAAAGAAUGCAAAGGCAUAAACAGUAAAAAAAACAAAAACAAAAAAACCCCAUAAACUUUAAACAUUUUUGGAACAGUUGUAAUAUAGGUAAAUAAACAUGUUGGCAAUACACGUGUGAUUCUUUUUAAAGUAGACAAAUAUCUCCUUAAUUUGAUAUUCCUAUAUCAUAGUUUACAGAGUAGACACAAGAUCCCAAAUAUCGUGUGAUUACAAAGCAAAUGCUACAUCCAGUUACACAUUACAUAUUAAUCGACAGUAGUACAUAAUGACAGAUAUGAGAAUGUUACCCUGUACCUUUAUGUUUUUAAGAAAGGCUCUUGUUUAAAAAAAUGGAUAUAAUUAAGAUCCCACUCGUGCAAUAUGUUGCCCAUUGAAGGAUCUUUUACCCACAGAUCCCCACCCAUGUAAAGUGUAUUUCAGGACUGGGACCUAAGUAUUCUGAUUGCCCAAUGGUUACAUAUCGGUAUGUGUAAUAUGUGGUAACUGUGCAACACAAAGGGAAUAAGAUUUAUGCUUUUUAAAGGAAAGAGAUACCAGUUUAAGAUACUAUGUUAAAAACAAACAAAUGUUGGGCAGCUUGGUGUUGUCAUUACUUAAGAAAUUUUUCUAGAUUCCAAGAGAAAUUUUUGUUAUUAAUGAGUUGUGGGAGGAGGGAUUUCUUUUGCUUUUCAGUGCUCAAGUAAAAUCAGGUGAAAAGGUCCUGCAGGAUAGAACACUAAAUAGACAGAAGUUAUUAGGAGGCAAUAAGGGAAAUGUAUGCAUAAAAUCUAUUUUGAAUAUUGUCACGUUUCAGAGUAACAGCCGUGUUAGUCUGUAUUCGCAAAAAAAAAAAAAAGGAGUACUUGUGGCACCUUAGAGACUAACCAAUUUAUUUGAGCAUAAGCGUUCGUGAGCUACAGCUCACUUCAUCGGAUGCAUACUGUGGAAAGUGUAGAAGAUCUUUUUAUACACAAGUAUAAAUGGGGGGAGAGAAAACCUUUUGUAGUGGUAAACACCCAUUUUUUCAUGCUUUGUGUGUAUAAAAAGAUCUACGCUUUCCACAGUAUGCAUCCGAUGAAGUGAGCUGUAGCUCACGAAAGCUUAUGCUCAAAUAAAUUGGUUAGUCUCUAAGGUGCCACAAGUACUCCUUUUCUUUUUUGAAUAUUGUGUAUUUGUCUGUUUCCUAUAAUGAGACUUCAAAUUUGACCUGGUUACUUAAGUAGAUUAAGGUAUAAACUUACCCAAAAUUGUACAGUUAAUAUACAGUAUCCAUCUGCUGAUUUCAUUACAGCUGUCAUACUG
This is a messenger RNA of Chelonia mydas (Green sea turtle), 2437 nucleotides long. It is a transcript of the gene LLPH, whose product is annotated as LLP homolog, long-term synaptic facilitation factor. The record is from RefSeq and is a predicted model, not a curated record. Gene Ontology annotation, biological process: dendrite extension. Gene Ontology annotation, cellular component: nucleolus. Gene Ontology annotation, molecular function: RNA binding. The transcript is spliced from 3 exons. NCBI's taxonomy places the organism in Eukaryota, Metazoa, Chordata, Testudines, Cheloniidae. Bases 139 to 483 code for a protein of 114 amino acids.